AUGUGCAGAAGUCUUUCUAGUUUGUCUGUUUCCAAGUCUUCCUCGUCUAGUAGGGCAAAGCUUAUGUUUCUAGCUAUGUUAUGUUCGUACAGUGUCCCAGGUUCUAGAGGACGAUUGGAUCGAAAUCUGAAAAUCCUGUCAAAAAUCGUCUGGAAAACACUCUCCCUACCGGUAGAAACUUCUUGCCUACCGAUAGGACAAGUCAAGCUGCUCAAGCUGCUUAACGUAUUCAUUCACCUACCGGUAGAACUUGUUUGCCUGCCGGCCAAGUACAAAGUCGAUUCGUUCAAAAUGUUGGCUCUUCUGUUUGCAGUUUCUGCCGGUAGGAUUUCUUUACCUACCGUGUACAAGUUAAGAGUGUUAUCCAAUAGGCUUUUGAAUGGGCACACACUUUUCACAAUUCAAUCCUAUGCAAGAAGUCAUUUGCCCAAACAGUUUUGUCAUAAGUUUGAGAGCCAAGAACGUUUUGAGAAGUCUUUCCAAGUCUUUCUCGUUUGUCUAUUUCCAAGUCUUCCUCGUCUACUAGGGCAAAGUGUGUUUCAUCCGCUAUGCCAUGAAGAUGAGAGCUCAGGCUUGCUGCAGUUCAAGCACAGCUUUGUCCUUGACAAGUUUGCCUCCGUCGACCCUUCCACUUACCCAAAGGUUGAAUCAUGGAAACUUGACGGAAGUACAAACGAUUGCUGCUCGUGGGAUGGAGUGGAGUGUGACCAUGACACCGGUCAUGUCAUUGGCCUAGACCUCAGUAGCAGCUUUCUCCAUGGUUCUAUCAACUCCAGCAGUAGCCUCUUCAACCUUGUUCACCUCCGGAGGCUAAACCUUGCUGACAAUGACUUCAACUCUUCUCAAAUCCCAACUCAAAUUGGAUCACUUUCGAGGCUAAGGAGUCUCAACCUAUCUGAUUCUUUCUUUUCGGGUCAAAUCCCUUGGGAAAUCUCCUCUCUUUCCAAAUUAGCUUUCCUUGACCUGUCUCGAUAUGUUGAUAGAUAUUCCGAUGACAGCCUUUUGAAACUUGAGAAGCCGAGUUUGAGAGACCUAGUUCAAAACCUCACCCACCUAAAAGUACUUAACCUCCGAGAGGUGAACAUAUCUUCUGAAGUGCCCAGUGUUUUCUCAAAUAGAUCCUCUCUAACACAUCUUAAUCUUGAGAGUUGUUUGUUAAACGGUGAAUUCCCAACGGUCAUUUUCCAUCUACCAAACCUGCAGAGUCUAAACGUUGAAAAGAACGAAGAUCUGACUGGUUAUCUGCCAGAAUUUCACCAUAGUAGUCGCCUCGAGAGUUUGCGAGUUCAGAUGACGAGUUUCUCCGGAGCGCUACCAAGUAGUAUUGGUAAUCUCGAAUCCUUAAGGUUUUUGAAAUUAAGCGAUUGCAAUUUCUCAGGGACGAUUCCAGAUUUGGUUGGUAAUCUGACUGAUCUUUCCUACUUGAACAUUGGCUCAAAUAAACUAGUUGGUCAAAUCCCAUCUUGGCUAGGCAACCUCACAGGAUUAAUAGACCUUGACCUUUCUGUCAAUCAACUACAUGGCAUGAUUCCCAGCUCGAUCUAUCAACUCGAGGAUCUUGAAUACCUUAAUCUUGGUCUUAACAACUUGGGUGGUAAAGUUGAGCUAGACAUUUUUCUGAAGCUCCCACACCUUAGGGAAUUACUACUUUCAUUUAACAAUUUAACAGUGCUUGCAACAAACAGUACCAAUGCUACUCAUCCAAAGUUCAUUAUAUUAGGAUUGUCAUCAUGCAAUCUGGGGGAGUUUCCAGAUUUCCUCCAUUUCCAAAAUGAACUGGAGGUCCUGUUUUUUUCCAAUAACCAAAUUCAUGGCCAGAUACCACUUUGGUUGUGGAACAUAACCAAAGAAAACAUGCAUUUGGUCGACCUUUCCGAAAACUUUUUGACAGGCUUUGAGAAGUCUCCAGACCUCAUUCCAUGGCAGUCACUGAUAUAUUUGGACCUCAGUUUUAACCAGUUGCAAGGAUCACUCCUAGUUCCACCACCAUCGACUGCUCAUUAUCGUGUCGCAAAUAAUUCACUCUCCGGAGAAAUUUCACCAUCAAUCUGCCACAAUAGUUCUCUUUCUACACUUGUCUUAUCUUACAAUAACUUAAAUGGCAGGAUUCCUCAAUGUUUGGCCAAUUCUAGCGAGGCUUUAUCAGUGCUCAAUCUACAUUCCAACAAUUUUCAUGGCAUUAUUCCUCAGGCAUUUGCGAACGGGAUCAAGAUGAUUGAUUUGAGCGAAAAUCAAUUGCAUGGGCCGGUACCACCAUCAUUGGCAAAUUGCACAAUGCUACAAACUCUUGUUCUUGGAAAUAAUCGUAUUGAGGGUACUUUCCCCUUUUUCUUAGGAGCUCUUUCCAAUUUGCGAGUUCUUAUUUUGCGGUUUAACAAAUUCCAUGGCAUCAUUGAGAAUCCAGAAAUCAAUUUAGCAUUACCAAAGCUUCGCAUCAUUGACCUCUCUCACAACGAAUUCUCGGGAAACUUGCCGUCAAAUUACUUCAAAAACUGGAAUGCAAUGAAAAUGGUCGACCUGGGAAAGUUAACAUAUAUGCAAGUGGAGGUAAGUUCUGAAAUGGUGACUACUAGCUAUAGCUAUUCUAUCACAAUAGCACAGAAAGGCACACAGAGGGUAUAUGAGAAGAUCCAAAGUGCCUUUGUAGCUAUAGAUCUGUCAAACAACAAAUUCAGUGGAGAAAUUCCAGAAUCUCUUGGAAGUCUCAGAGGGCUUCAAGUGCUAAACAUUUCCAACAACAAUCUCACCGGAGCUAUCCCAUCAUCCUUGGCAAGUCUGACAGCGCUCGAGUCGUUGGACCUAUCUCGAAAUGAGCUCUCAGGAAAGAUCCCUCAGCAACUAAUCCAACUCACAUUCCUUGCAGUCCUGAACGUUUCAAAUAACAAUCUCAAAGGCCGUAUACCUCGAGGGAAGCAAUUCGAUACGUUCGAAAACAGUUCAUAUGAUGGGAAUCCCGGGUUGUGUGGUGUCCCUCUGUCGACAUCAUGUGAAAAUCCCAAGGCCUCACCACCACCACCGCUACACAGCUCUCAAAAGGAUGAAACUGGGUUUACAAGUGGUAUUUACUGGAUGGUGAUAUUCAUGGGGUAUGGAAGUGGGUUAAUAGUUGGGUUGGUUAUUGGGACCACUCUGACCCGGAGGUAUCACGAAUGGUUUGUCGAGACCUUUGGAAGGAAGAAGAAAAUUCAGAAGAAGCAGAAAAGGAGGGAGCGAAGGAAUUAA
Messenger RNA from Rhododendron vialii, 3222 nucleotides. Its product is annotated as receptor-like protein 7. The record is from RefSeq and is a predicted model, not a curated record. Gene Ontology annotation, molecular function: protein binding. Lineage: Eukaryota; Viridiplantae; Streptophyta; Magnoliopsida; Ericales; Ericaceae. Bases 1 to 3222 code for a protein of 1073 amino acids. The transcript is spliced from 10 exons.